Molecule: messenger RNA, 2694 nt
Organism: Pectinophora gossypiella (pink bollworm)
Lineage: Eukaryota; Metazoa; Arthropoda; Insecta; Lepidoptera; Gelechiidae
Product: nuclear pore complex protein Nup93-like
Exons: 15
Coding region: 187-2649 (820 amino acids)
Biological process (GO): protein import into nucleus; poly(A)+ mRNA export from nucleus
Cellular component (GO): nuclear pore
Molecular function (GO): structural constituent of nuclear pore
Source: RefSeq, a predicted model, not a curated record
UAAGUCGCGCGUUGUUAGUACCGGUCCGUUUUUUUUUUAUGAAAAUUGUGUUGUUUUUGAUAAAAUAUCUAGUAUAAACUGAUUUGCAUGUAAUGUGUGUGUAGCCUUUCGUGUAAAUUGAAUCCUACAUGACUAUUGCACCUAGAACUUCAGAAAUAUUUGGAGAAGUUUGUGGUAACCUCUAGAAUGGCGGACGAAGAUUUCAGCAAGCUUUUACAGCAAGCGGAGCAGCUUACAACGGAGAUUGAGGGCAAUGAAGAGUUGCCAAGAGUUGAACGCUCUCUCGGACAAGUGCUGGAAGCUUCCCAGGAAUUGUAUUCACGGGUUAUUCAAUCUGGCGCGAAUGAUAUUCAAGCGCACCUUCUAUUUGGCUCAAAAGGCAUAGAUCUGCAACAAAUAUCGCAAAAGCUCGAAACUCUUAGUUCUAAGCGCUCAUUUGAGCCACUCCAGCCUAUUGCUGAUUCUGACAUAGAGAGCUUCCUGAGGAAUGAGAGGGAAAAUGCCAUUUUGUCACUGAUUGAUGAGGUGAAUAAAAAUUCACUGCAAACAACAGAAGAUCAAAAAUGGGAGCACAUGCUCUCAGAGUGGAAUCGAGAGAAGAUCAAGCUUAUGAAUGCAAUGAUUGGUCCAUCUCAAAAUUGGCUGGAUUUAAAACGCACACCAGAACCCCCAAGCCUUGCAGAUGCACCAAAGAAGUUUGGACAUUCCAUGUUGGACGACAUAGAAGCAGCAUAUGCUAGACAAGUCCGUCAAUACAAUAAGCUUGUUUUCCAAGGAUCAAAAUCAAGGACUGCUCUGCACCAGAAGUUUGCACAAGUUGCUGAGGAGUUCAAUGAUCCUAAAGUGAAAGAGAUGUGGGAGAUCAUCAAGACAAUGACCAACAUUCCUGCCCUAGUCAGGGAUGAAGACCCUCUGAAAGCCAGAGGCAACCCUACCAUACAACAAUGCCUCAUUGCUCAGGGCAAGAAGUAUUUGGAGAAGAGGUACAAACAAUACAUGACAGACGUUGUACGCGCCAACCCCGCGGCGGCACUUCGCGGCGGCGAACCGGGCACGUAUCCCCUCGUGAGGGGCUUCGUGGGCCUCCGCUUGCAGGGCCAGAGUGUCCAAGGACUAACCGAUGGAGUUAUAGAUGACCGUCCACUUUGGCCCAUGGUGUACUAUUGUCUAAGGAGCGGCGAUGCUAACGCGGCUUUGCAUUGCUUGAGGAAAGCUGGCCGAGAUCACGAAGAAUUCAUCGGCGCCCUAGAAGAGCACAUCAGCAACCCAGAGAAGCCACUGAGUGACAAGUUGCAGACAGCCAUCAACUUCCAAUACAGGAUACAAGUUCGCAACUCCACUGACCCUUACAAACGAGCUGUGUACUGCGUAAUCGGUUGCUGUGACACAAAUGAUGAACACUCUGAAGUGGCGAAGACAGCAGAUGACUAUCUCUGGUUGAAGCUAUCCAUCAUCAAGACUCGCCCCAACAGUGAUUCCGACUCCUUCACGUACUCUGACCUCCAGAAGAUGAUCCUUGAAGAGUAUGGUGAAACACACUACCACGCUUACGAGAAACCGCUAGUGUACUUCCAAGUGUUGACACUAACCGGACAGUUUGAGCCUGCCAUCGAAUUCCUAUCAAGAAUCCAAAGAUAUCAGGUCCAUGGUGUCCACAUGGCGUUGGCGCUUCAUGACGUUUACAUGUUGGGAACGCCGCGUAACGUGCAAGCGCCUUUAUUGUCGGUAGAUACUGACGACCCGGUGCCGCUGCGUCGCCUCAACCUGGCGCGACUGCUACUUCUCUACGUCAGGAAGUUCGAGCUCACCGACCCUUCUGACGCUCUACAUUAUUACUACUUUUUGAGGAACCUCAAGGACCCCAGCGGCAAGAACCUGUUCAUGUGUUGCUGCACGGACCUGGCGCUGGAGAGCCGCGACUACGACCUGCUGUUCGGCAGGCAGGACGCCGUCACCGGCCCGCGGACGCCCGCCCUGCUCGACCAGUUCAACAACCCGCACAUUGAUAGCAAGGUUAUUGCAAUGAACGUGGCCGAACAGCUUGUGAACAAAGGUCUAUUUGAAGAUGCCAUCACAGUGUAUGACAUAGCUGGAAACCUCGAGAAAGUUCUAGAACUGUUCUGCGUGCUGCUCGCUCAAGUAGUGAACAGCGGCGGCGGCGCGGGCGGUCUCAGGCAGAGGCUGUCUAUACUAGCCGAACAUGUGUCUAGAAGACUGCGAUCAGCUGACGCCACCACGCUCCCAGCUGCGUUGGUCGAGGCCUACACUAAACUAUGCAAGCUCAUGACUUUCUUUGAUCAGUUCCAUAACGAGAACUACGACGCUGCGCUUGAGACGCUCCGCGCCUGCGAGCUGGUGCCGCUGAGCGGCGCCGAGCUGGAGGCGCGCGUGUGCGGCGCGCGCGCGGCGCGGGGCGAGCUGCUGCGCGCGCUGCCCGCCGUGCUGCGGGCGCUGUGCGCCAUCCUGCUGGCGCAGCGCCAGCGGCUGCGGCACCACGCGCAGCCGCUCGGACACCUCACUAAUACCAAGCAAGUGGAAUGGCUACGCGAGCAAGCAGAAGUCCUUAACACGUUCGCGGGCAACAUUGCGUACCGAAUGCCCGGCGACACUUACAGUCAGCUUGCGCAGAUGCAGAUUCUUAUGCAUUAACACAACUGUUUUAAUUAAUUAGGAAAUAAAGGCUACUUUUAUUGA